GAUUAUUCGGGGAUUUUUCAUUAUCUUUCUAAAAAAUUCUGGAAUUAAAUUUGAUCAGAAUUUGAGUACAAUCACUCAAUAUAUUUAAAACGUUAAAGUUUGAAAAGUACAAUUUAUAAAGUGUCGCAUUUCUUUGUUAUUUUUUUAAAUGCUAAGCGAAUUGAAUUACUUCACCGUUUUCUUCCAUUUCAACUGAUCAACUAGAAAUGUAUAUACAUCACGAUUUCAUACGACAUGUAAAACGUCUUGGAUCGGAAGUAAUUUGGACAACAAAUGAUACGAAAUAUUCCAUAGCCUGGUCACUAGUACCAUGUGCUAUAUCAUUAAAUUCAUUCUUGUCUGUUUCAAAUAAUCAGUGUUUGACAAAAAAUUGGGAAGUAGCAAAGGAGCAAUAUAUUUAUGGAUUAUUGGAUAUUUUAACGAUGCUACCACUUGGCUAUGCUUCUUAUCGUAUCUAUAAAUACGGUGGAGGCUUCAUGUACAAUGAUACAAAAAUCGCAUUAGGACUUUAUGGGAUCACUUUACUGUUCUCAUUAUUUUCGCUUCCUUUCACAAAAGCGAAAAAUCGUUCUUCUCAAUUCACUCAUACUCUUUUAAUGUAUUUAGCAACACUUGGGACAACUUAUACAUUUCAUAAGAUUGAUAACAAAGCUUGUAUACUUACAAUACCAUACACUGUAUGGACCGGAUAUUAUACACUGCUUGCAUAUGCGAUGAAGUGAAACGAAAUAUAAGUGAUAAGAGAUAAAGUGAAUAUCGUACCUUUCAAAUGUUGCUUCUAGCACUUCCUUUUAUUAUUCCUUCCUCUCUUCUUUCUUCUUUACCAAAUAACUUUUCAACAGAUAUUCAAAUUUGAUUUGCAAGGAGAACAUCUAGUUAUUCGGGAAUUCCUGACAAGAUAAGUUACACAAAUUGUGAAUAAUCAAGCGUUGCUUCCAAUCAUUUUGCAUUUAAUAAGAAAUUGUCCUUUUUUAUUGAAAUCCUGUUUUCUGCUUAGUUGUGAUGGAAACAUCGCCUUGUCAAUAUUUUCAUAUAGACAAUCAAUUCCUUCGGACUUUUCCGUAGAAUCAGUGAAUGCUAUAAUUGCGUUACAAAUGUUGUUCCAUAUAUCAUUGAAAAUUAUUUGGUGCUAAUCUAAACACAUAGAUCAUAUAAAUAUCCUAUCGAUUCAGAACACCACAAAAACGGGUUGAACAAAAGCACCAGUAGCUUUUCUAAUAAAGGGAUGCAGUUUUCGUUGCGACUCCAUAUCCAAACAAACUAACCACUUCAAGAAAGUAUGGUACAUGGC
Messenger RNA from Loa loa (African eye worm), 1291 nucleotides. RefSeq lists its product as hypothetical. Lineage: Eukaryota; Metazoa; Nematoda; Chromadorea; Rhabditida; Onchocercidae. The record is from RefSeq and is a predicted model, not a curated record. The transcript has 6 exons. Gene Ontology annotation, cellular component: mitochondrial outer membrane. The coding region runs from base 207 to 722 and encodes 171 amino acids.